UUAGCCUAUGAUAAGGCUUGUAUGAUGUAUUUAUACGUUGCUCCUUUUUGUGAAUAAGGAAAAUAUUCCCAUACUCUUUCAUAACCUAAACUAUAGGCUGAUAAUUAGGAGACCUAUAUACCUUCGCUUCCCCUAAUCAAACUUUGAACUUGUGGAACUACUAUUGUGUAUCAUAGUGGUGGUUAUUGGCAUAUCACAUAUUUCAUUAUUUACAACCUUUGCUGAUGUUUUAUUAACAUUAUUUCUAUUUCAAGAGAUUUAUAAUGAAAAUUAAUCCUCAAUUAUUUAUGCAGCAACAGCAAGCAAGAAUAAGAAAAGGAAGAAUAAGAAAAGGAAGAAUGUCAAUGCAGAUGAGAAGGAAUAUGAUAAAUUUGCGAAUUGGAAAGAAUUUCAGAAGAGACCGAGGAAAGGGCCAAGCUAAGUCUAUGAAGAGACUGGCAAAGAAGAUGAGAAUAAAGUUCAGGGUUUUAGAUUCCAAAUUACCAACUACUAUGGCUAAGCAUUUCAGAGAAUUUUCGAGGGACUUGGAUCUAUAUGGCAAGAUUGUAGUUGAUGUGAAAAAGAAAUCCAGAGGUUUGAAACAACAUGCAAAUAAGCUACAAACAAGGCUAACAGCAUUGCAGAAUCUUGUAGAACAAGGCUUAGCUGAGAAGAUGUUAUGGGAUUUGGAGUGGGCUACUGACCUUGAGGCCAAUCAAGCUCUAAUGGUGAUGGCAAAUCUAAGGCUUAGUGAUGAAGCAUCUGCUAUAGCUAAUCAGCAUAAACUGCUUCUGGAAGAACCAGGGCAAUCUAAACUCUGCAAAGAAAUCCCUCUUAAUACCAUGACUAAGGCUUACAAGAAAGCGAGGGAUUAUAUUGUACGGAAGUCAGCCAAGCCUAACAAAUACUUGAAGAAAACACAACCUUAUAUAUCAUACAGAAGAAGCUUGGAAAGUGGGCUGGAAGUUCUUCAACAAAAUGCUUCAAAUUUUGCUGCUGAAGCCAGAAAACAUUUUGAAAUUAAAUGGUGAUGGUGAAGGACCCUUCAGAGCUUGAAAGAAUGAAUUCUGAACAAGUCGAAACUAAGCCAAGGCUUGUAAUUCCUGCACUUCCAGAGAGUAGACAGGUAUUGCAAGAAGCAAUCUCUAAAGGUUUUACUGUUAUGCUUUUUUGACAUCAGAGAAAGUCAACUUGUAGGAGAAUGAUGUGUUUGUUCACUUUGUUGUGCAAUAUAACUUGCUGGGAACUGAUAUUCUGUUUUGGUUUGUUUUUGGGUUUAACACUUGGGGGUAAAGACCACCUUUAAUGCAACAGGAUUUAUUGUAUGUGGUAAUGCCACAUCAAAGUACUACUUUAUGUGAUGAAUAAGCUCAGUGAGAUAUGCGUGCCUGUUUUUCUCUAAUGAAACCAAGAAAGCCGGAUUGGCUGGCAAGUUAUUGUCAAGAAACUUCUCAUAUUUGUCUUUCUUAUUAAAUUCUUUAUAUUCACACUUAUGCUCUCCAA
Molecule: messenger RNA, 1482 nt
Organism: Chenopodium quinoa (quinoa)
Lineage: Eukaryota; Viridiplantae; Streptophyta; Magnoliopsida; Caryophyllales; Amaranthaceae
Exons: 2
Coding region: 264-1010 (248 amino acids)
Source: RefSeq, a predicted model, not a curated record